AUGGAGAUGGAGAUGGAGGACGUCUACAAGUAUAGCCGCUUCGAUCCUACCCCCAAGGAGGCCGUGACCUACUACCUGCCGCGUCUCAUCGCCGGCUCCUCGCUCAACGGCGCCGAGAAAGUCAUCCACGAAUUCGACAUCUACAGCUGCGAGCCCAAGGAUCUCGCCUAUAAGUACGACCCGGCGCCGCACGCCGUGUGUACCGGCGACCGCUUCUUCUUCACGACGUGCAAGCGCAAGAACGGGAGCAGCAACCGGAGCGCGCGCGUCGCCGGCGCCGGCACCUGGACGGGCAACAAGACCCAGAGCGUCUUGCUCGCGGGAGUCAAGGUCGGCGAGGUCAAGAGCCUUUCGUUCAAGAAGGACAAGGCGUGCACCGGCUGGGUCAUGGAGGAGUACCGGUGCGUGCUGCCACAGGCCGUCGUCGACGACGGGGAGAAGGUGCUGUGCAAGAUUCACUUGUCUUCGUCUUCAGGGUGCGCCGCCGCCCGCCAAGAAUCCGCCGCGUACAUGCUUCGUCAAGAACAAGAAGCAGCAGAGCUGCCCAUGCCAGAACCAGAUACGGUCAACGUGUCCGCGAGCCUGCAACUACAGAAGAGGCCAGCGCCGGUUGCUGCCGACGAUGUGUCGUGCUCUAAGAAGUUGCGGAUGGCCGACCACGUCCAGGAACUUGAGGAAGAGUACCAAGAUUGCCCUGAUUGGUGCGCGCCUGAUCCGAUUGAAGCUGAAGGGGACAUGGACCGGUUCACUUGCACUGUGGAAGAACUUCUCGGGGAACCCAAGGAAGAGAAUAAAGAACAAGCUGAGAACAACAUCCAACAGUUUGUGCCACCUUUUCCCGAGCCUGCUGCCGACUUGGAAACGGAGGAGUUUGAGGAAUUGGAAAUGCUUUUGGCUGAUGGUGAUGACAACGAAGAACUUCUCGGGGAAACUAAGGAACAAGCUGAGAACAACAUCAAACAGUUUGCGCCACACUUUCCCGAGCCUGCUUCCGACUGGGAAACGGAGGAGUACGAGGAACACUUGCAAAUGCUUUUGGCUGACCUCGGCGACGAUGACGAAGAAGAGCGCGAUGCCAAAGCGGUGGAAGAAUUCAUGAUGGGGAUCGACAAUAUGUGCAAAUCCCGCAGCGGCCGAUCUCCACUCUAG
Lolium perenne is the source of this 1149-nucleotide messenger RNA. The record is from RefSeq and is a predicted model, not a curated record. Lineage: Eukaryota; Viridiplantae; Streptophyta; Magnoliopsida; Poales; Poaceae.